Messenger RNA from Triticum dicoccoides, 1285 nucleotides. Its product is annotated as UDP-glycosyltransferase 73B4-like. Gene Ontology annotation, molecular function: UDP-glucosyltransferase activity. The transcript is spliced from 2 exons. Bases 1 to 1113 code for a protein of 370 amino acids. Lineage: Eukaryota; Viridiplantae; Streptophyta; Magnoliopsida; Poales; Poaceae. The record is from RefSeq and is a predicted model, not a curated record.
AUGGCGCCAACUAAGGACGACGAGCCGCCGCUGCACAUCCUCUUCUUCCCUUUCCUCCUUCCUGGCCACCUUAUACCGAUGGCCGAAAUUGCCGCACUCUUCGCCGCUCGCGGCGUCAGGUGCACCGUCCUCACCACGCCCGUCCAAGCCCUCACCAUCCGCUCCGUCGUCGACUGCGCGAACAACAGCAGCGCCGCCGGCACCCCGAUCUCCAUCACCGUCCGGCCGCGUCAGUGGGCGAAGUUCCAGAUCGCCCACGACGCUGACCGGUCGAGCUACGGCGAGAUCUUCAACAGCUUCCGCGAGCUGGAACCGGGCUACGCCGAGCACUACCGUGCCACGCAGCUCCGCCGCCGCGUGUGGCUCGUCGGGCCGGUCGGGCUCGUCAGUGGCAGCCUGGAGGACGUCCGGUCAAGAGGCGCCGUCGCCGGCGCGCUCUCGCCGGACGCCGCCGGCUGCCUGCGGUGGCUCGACGCGAACCCGGCCAGCUCGGUGGUGUACGUCUCCUUCGGCUCGAUGACCAGCUUCUCGCCGGAGCAGAUGCGGGAGCUCGCCCGCGGCGUCGACCUCUCCGGCAAGAACUUCGUGUGGGUCAUCGCUAAUGACGGCGCCGCCGUAUCCUCGGACCCGUGUAAGCCAGGCGGGUUCCCGACGACGAACCGUGGGUACAUCGUCCGAGGAUGGGCGCCGCAGGUGCUCAUCCUGAACCACCCUGCCAUCGGCGGGUUCGUGACACACUGCGUCUGGAACUCGACGCUGGAGGCCGUGAACGCCGGCGUGCCGAUGGUGACGUGGCCGCGGUACGUCGACCAGUUCUACAACGAGAAGCUGGUCGUGGAGGUCCUCGGGGUGGGCGUGGGCGACGGCGCCGAGGAGUACGCGUCUAGCGUGGAGACCCACCGGGUGAUCGCUGGCGAGGCGAUAGCGGAAUCCAUCCGGAGACUGAUGGAGGGGGAGGGCGAUGGCGCCGCCAUGCGCAAGAAGGCGAAGGAGCUCGGCGUGAUGGCAAGGGGCGCGGUGGAGAAGGGUGGGUCAUCAUACGAUGACGCCGGACAGUUCAUGGAGGAGUUGAUCGCCCGCCGGAGUUCCGUCGGAUGUACCGCCGAUGGCUAAUGGUGAUCCUCUAGCUGUCACUCGAUUUCGCAGUUCGUCGGUUAGCUCGGCGAGCUAUUCACUGUAAAUUAGUGUUCAUGUCAUUCCCGUUGUGUGUGUGUGUAUCAGUGUAUGUGUAUGCUAUCUGCAGGGGCAGCGUGCAUUUGUUGUAGAGGGAUCUGAAAUCGUUUGU